AUGGGCGCUGGCGGCCCGCGGCGGGGUGCAGGCCCCCCGGAUGGUGGCUGGGGCUGGGUGGUGCUGGGCGCCUGCUUCGUGAUCACCGGCUUCGCCUACGGCUUCCCCAAGGCCGUGAGCGUCUUCUUCCGGGAGCUCAAGCAUGACUUCGGGGCAGGUUACAGUGACACGGCCUGGGUGUCCUCCAUCAUGCUGGCCAUGCUCUACGGCACCGGCCCCUUGUCCAGCGUCCUCGUGACGCGCUUUGGCUGUCGCCCGGUGAUGCUGGCCGGCGGGCUGCUGGCCUCGGCGGGCAUGAUUCUGGCUUCCUUUGCCUCGCGCCUUCUGGAGCUGUACCUGACAGCCGGGGUGCUCACAGGCCUGGGCCUGGCUCUCAACUUCCAGCCUUCGCUCAUCAUGCUGGGGCUCUACUUUGAGCGGCGACGGCCCCUGGCCAACGGGCUGGCCGCGGCGGGCAGCCCCGUGUUUCUGUCCGCGCUGUCGCCUCUCGGCCAGCUGCUGGGGGAGCGGUUCGGCUGGCGCGGCGGCUUCCUGCUGUUUGGCGGCCUCCUGCUGCACUCCUGCGCCUGCGGGGCCGUCAUGCGGCCGCCCCCCGGGCCCCCGCCGCGCCCGGACCCCACGGAAGACAACGCGCCUCCCGGUGGUGGUGGUGGCCGCCGGGCUCGCCGCCACCGCCUGCUGGACGUGGCUGUGUGCACCGACCGCGCUUUCGUGGUGUACGUGGUCACCAAGUUCCUGAUGGCGCUGGGGCUCUUCGUGCCGGCCAUCCUGCUGGUGAACUACGCCAAGGACGCGGGCGUGCCUGACGCCGAGGCCGCCUUCCUGUUGUCCAUCGUGGGCUUCGUGGACAUCGUGGCGCGGCCGGCGUGUGGUGCCCUGGCGGGACUGCCGCGCCUGCGGCCCCACGUCCCCUACCUCUUCAGCCUGGCCCUGCUGGCCAAUGGGCUCACGGACCUGAUCAGCGCGCGUGCGCGCUCCUACGGCACCCUCGUGGCUUUCUGCAUCGCCUUCGGCCUCUCCUACGGCAUGGUGGGCGCCCUGCAGUUCGAGGUGCUCAUGGCGACCGUGGGCGCGCCCCGCUUCCCCAGUGCGCUGGGCCUGGUGCUGCUCGUGGAGGCCGUGGCUGUGCUCAUCGGACCACCCUCUGCCGGCCGCCUGGUGGAUGCUCUGAAGAACUACGAGAUCAUCUUCUACCUUGCUGGCUCUGAGGUGGCCCUGGCGGGAAUCUUCAUGGCCGUUACCACCUUCUGCUGCCUGCGCUGCUCUCAGGACACCCCGUCGGGCCUGGCUGCGGAGGGAGGGACCAGUGACACGGAGGAUGUGGAGGCUGAGAGGGACUCUGAGCCAAUGCCUGCUGGCACUGAGGAGCCUGGCGGCCUGGAAGUUUUGGGCCAGCGGCCUGAGUCCCCCGGACCAACGCCAGAGGGGGAGGCACCGCCUGAGCUGGUUCACGAGUCUGUGUAGCGCAUCAGGCAGGUGGCCGGGAGGCAUGAAAGCGUGACUUCCCCUCGGAGGGGCAGGUACAUGGGGAGGCAGCCUGGGGUGGUCCCUUGGGUACCUCAUCCGCCUGGCCUCGUUCCCAGUGAGGCUGCCACGGGCUGGCAGGAGCGCAUGCUCAUAAAGGCCCACCAAAAGA
Molecule: messenger RNA, 1636 nt
Organism: Psammomys obesus (fat sand rat)
Lineage: Eukaryota; Metazoa; Chordata; Mammalia; Rodentia; Muridae
Gene: Slc16a8
Product: solute carrier family 16 member 8
Exons: 4
Coding region: 1-1464 (487 amino acids)
Biological process (GO): transmembrane transport; monocarboxylic acid transport
Cellular component (GO): membrane
Molecular function (GO): monocarboxylic acid transmembrane transporter activity
Source: RefSeq, a predicted model, not a curated record